Molecule: messenger RNA, 1353 nt
Organism: Fonsecaea monophora
Lineage: Eukaryota; Fungi; Ascomycota; Eurotiomycetes; Chaetothyriales; Herpotrichiellaceae
Exons: 3
Coding region: 1-1353 (450 amino acids)
Source: RefSeq, a predicted model, not a curated record
AUGACUCCGACGGCACAUGGUUCGUCGUCUUCGAUCUGUGUGCUCAGUGGCUCACAGCGUUCGCCCUCGUUUUCAUUGACCACAGAUGCAUUUGCAUCAGAGGCUAUGUACGCCUAUCCAACUCAGAUACCAGGCCCGGGAGGUUUCGACGGUCCACAUCGUCCUUCCUAUUUCUCGGGGUCUGCUCCUCAAUCUCAAAGUCCCAACCAUUGGCCGCCUUCACCAUUUCCUCCCCUGACCGUCGCACCUCAUUCGCGUUCUACGACAGGGCAUGGUUCUGAAAACGAUUCAGCCUUUUCACCUUCCUCGCAGCCCUCCAGAUACAGCGCUCCCAUCCACAGUCCAGGAACGAGCACCUUUAGUGACCGAAGAUUGUCGUACGACCCUUCCCCAUUUCAAGCCUCAUACAGUGAACUUCAAGAACCGAUGCCUCAAUCUGGGUUCAGGACCGCCAGUCCGAUAUCUGACACUUUACAAGACGCAGCCACUCCUUUAAGUGUUCCGGUGACGGAAUCACCGGUUGUGGCGAACGCAACUCCCAACGAGUCCUCUAACUCUGUCCGGUCCUCGGUCAAUAAUGCCAGGCGAUGUCAUUUACACAUUAGACAGCAACCCCGAGCCGCUCGCGCAGGACCCGACGGAAAGGACCGAAGAGCAAUUGACCCACCGCCAAUCGUGCAGCUGUUGAUGGAUGACUUUGACCCCGACAAUGAGGACGACGUAGCCGAGCUCAAAUGCCCUUUUUGGGUCGUGCACUGCAGGCUGGUGGGAGCAGUCGCCGUGAAUUCGGACGUGAGCACGCAGUCUUACUACACGGAGGAAGGACAGAAAGAAGUUCAACGCCUCCUCUUGGGUACGACUGUGGCGAGUCCAACUCAUACUUCUGAUGACCCUGAUCCCCCUACAAUGCCGACUCAUCCCGCCACGAAAGAUGCAGCACCUGCACCCCCGAGUCCGACGUCGAGGUUCUUGCCAAACACGACUCGCGGGAGAUUACCAAGAGCACCACACAACAUUCCCGGCUCUUUCUUCAUAUUUGCCGAUCUCUCGCUUCGCCGGGCUGGCGAAUACCGGUUGCAAUUUACACUGAUGAAGAUGGAGCCGCCAUUACUGAGGGUGGGCGCCACGGUGCCCGCUCACCACGUAGUCACCAGUCAAGUCUUUCGAGCAGUUAAUGCAAAGGAUUUCGACCAAGUGCAGCCUAGCACCAAUUUGGUGAAGGGACUCCUCGACCGAGGCGCAGGAUACCCUCUCAAGCUGAAGAAAGGGAUCAGAGAGGGUCAAAGACGAAGGAGGCAACAGUGGGAUGACUACUCCGACGACGAGGAUUCAGGUGACUACGACAAUGAAUGA